Molecule: messenger RNA, 2226 nt
Organism: Nasonia vitripennis (jewel wasp)
Lineage: Eukaryota; Metazoa; Arthropoda; Insecta; Hymenoptera; Pteromalidae
Product: annexin B9
Exons: 7
Coding region: 331-1305 (324 amino acids)
Cellular component (GO): cytoplasm
Molecular function (GO): calcium-dependent phospholipid binding; calcium ion binding
Source: RefSeq, a predicted model, not a curated record
GCCGGCACGAGAGAGAGAGAAAGAGGGGAGUCGCGUUCCAUCGUGUGUACGUGCUUAGCCUGACGCGCGCGCGCGCGCGUGUGUGUGUGUGUGUUUGCGCAAAACGUCUGCAAAAGGAUCGGCUAGACGAAAGUGCGCCGAGAAUUCGCGAUAGGAUCUCUCUUUUCCAUAGUUCUGACCCGCUUAUAUCCCGGGAAUCGAUAUACGUUUAUUACUGCCCUCGGGUAAUUGUGUACCUGCGGCAUACGUGUGUUUUUAUACAGGCUCGCGUGCGUGCAUUGGGAGAAGGACGUUCGCCAGAAGAAGCAGAUAAGUCAAAGAAGAGCCAAAAUGUCACAACAGCAGUACUUCCCUUUCAAGUGCACUCCUACGGUGUACCCAGCAGACCCCUUCGAUGCCAAUGCAGAUGCUGGAGUGCUCAGGAAGGCCAUGAAAGGCUUUGGCACCGAUGAGAAGGCCAUCAUCGAUGUUCUCACAAAGCGUGGAAUCGUCCAGCGACUAGAAAUUGCUGAGGCCUACAAGACCCUGUAUGGAAAGGACCUAGUGAGCGACCUGAAGAGCGAACUCACUGGAAAAUUGGAGGAUGUCAUUGUGGCACUUAUGACCCCUCUUCCACACUACUAUGCCAAAGAACUGCACGAUGCCAUCUCUGGCCUGGGUACUGAUGAGGAGGCACUCGUUGAAAUCCUCUGCACUCUGAGCAAUUACGGAAUCAGGUCCAUUGCUGCAUUCUAUGAGAAUUUGUACGGCAAGACCCUGGAGAGCGAUGUCAAAGGCGACACCUCCGGUCACUUCAAGAGACUGCUCGUGUCGCUGGUCCAAGCCAACCGAGACGAAAACCAGGGUGUCGAUCAUGCGCAGGCCGUCGCCGAUGCUCAGGCUCUCUAUGAAGCCGGUGAAAAACAGUGGGGAACCGACGAGUCUCAAUUCAAUGCCAUCCUCGUUACCCGCAGCUAUCAACAGCUUAGGCAAACCUUUAUUGAAUAUGAAAAGGUUUCGGGACACGACAUUGAGGUGGCCAUUAAAAAAGAAUUCUCUGGAAGUGUCGAAAAGGGGCUGCUUGGAAUUGUUAAGUGCGUCAAGUCGAAAAUCGGUUUCUUUGCUGAACGACUUUAUGCAAGUAUGCAUGGCAUCGGCACCAAAGAUCGUACUUUGAUCCGCAUCAUUGUUUCGCGCAGCGAAAUCGAUCUUGGUGAUAUUAAGAAAGCAUUUGAAGAGCGCUACGGAAAAUCUCUCGAAAGUUGGGUUGCUGGAGACACAUCCGGAGACUAUAAGAGAGCUCUUCUCUCUCUCAUUUCUACGUAAAUUACGGUUGACGUCAUAAAGUCGAUAUUCUCAAAUUUUUGCGUCCAUUAAGUUUAAAAGAAUCUCCGUCGCGUUUGCUUCAUUAUUCUACGCUAAUACAAUGAAAGUCCAAUGAUUAUUUUCUCAGGAAAUAUGCUUACAUUUUCAUCGACACACAAGCAUAUUUGAUGCUUAUAGUCAAUGUGUUCAGAUCAAUUUUGUACAUUUUCUCUAUUUUUUCCUUAACUGAAAGUUGAUGAAAAAUAUGCGCCUUUAUUGUAGAUGGAUUUCUCCAUUUGUUACACAUAAAGUCAAUUUGAUUAACUAGUGUCAUUUAAAGGGACAUACAAGAAAACGAAAACAAAAAAAAUGAUUUGAUGCAGUUUACUCAUUAAAACAAUGCUUACUCUUUAAACAAAACGAGUAUUAUAAAUCUAGAUUUAUUUUUCUACGCUUGAUUUUUUUCCUAAAAAAUAUAUUUGCAAAAAACCCUACAGUUUUCGGCCAAUAUUCAUUAUGAAUUGACAUAAGUUAAACAUUUUGUAAAAGAUUUCUCAAAGUACAGAAAUUUUCAUUACUGUAGAGUGAAACCAUGAAAGUACCUAAGAUAAAAAAGAUAGACAAUAAGCAACGCCUUUAUCAAAUAUUUCAACGUUACACGCUAUAAAUACGAAUCAAAUGAAAUAAAAAUUGCAAUGCUUCGCAUAGCAUAGCUUACACUGUUGAAUUUUGAAAAAUCUAUUUACAUAACCGAUUUUUUAUUUUUAUUUUUACUUGUAAUUUCUAAAUCUAUUUACAUCGAAUAUUUUUGUGUAUUAUAUAUUUUACAAAAAAGGAGUGCUCCGUUUUAUUUGUUAAGUAAAUUUGUUAAAUAAACUAAAUAAAUUACUUGCGUGUUACUGUUUAAGUCUGGCAAAUAAAUAUUUUUAAAGCAAAUGGAAA